Danio aesculapii is the source of this 2193-nucleotide messenger RNA. It is a transcript of the gene mcoln3a, whose product is annotated as mucolipin TRP cation channel 3a. Gene Ontology annotation, cellular component: plasma membrane; lysosomal membrane. The record is from RefSeq and is a predicted model, not a curated record. Gene Ontology annotation, molecular function: NAADP-sensitive calcium-release channel activity. The transcript has 12 exons. Lineage: Eukaryota; Metazoa; Chordata; Actinopteri; Cypriniformes; Danionidae. Bases 1 to 1536 code for a protein of 511 amino acids.
AUGAGUCCGUGUCAGAAAUACAGCACCAGAGGACGGAAACCUUGGAAGAUGAUGCUGCAGAUACUCAAGAUAGUCAUUAUUACCGUUCAGCUGGUGUCUUUUGGAUUGAGCAACGAGAUGAUGGUGACGUUCAAAGAGGAAAAUCUCAUCGCCUUCAAGCAUUUCUUUCUGAAAAACUACAAGGACAGCAAUAAACAUUACGCCUUGUACACAAAACACGAAGUUCACGACCACAUCCUGUACACCAUCAGGAGGUAUCUACAGCUACAGAACCUCACGAUUGGUAAUCAAGCGCUGGAGAUGAUCAAUGGUCUGACGACUCCUCUGUCUCUCUGUCAGCAGUUUUAUCGACAUGCACACGUCGUACCGUCCAAUGAGACGUUUGAAAUCGAUCCACAUGUAGAGACAGAGUGUGUUUCUGUGUAUCCCACUUCUCCCUACACGAGUGAUAUUCUGGAAAAUUCCUUGAACUUGACUUUAGAUUUCCAAAGGUUGUUAGCGGUAAACAUUUAUCUGAAGAUCAAGGCUAUCAACAUUCAGACGGUUCGCCAUCAAGAGUUACCAGACUGCUACGACUUCAACAUUAAUAUCAUGUUUGACAAUCGUGCACACAGCGGACAAAUCAAGAUAUCUCUCAUCAGCGAUGUGCAGAUAAACGUCUGUAAGGACUGGAACGUUUCUGGCUCAACAGACAGUCACUUUGCGCUGAUUGUUGUGUUUGACUGUAUGAUCAUCUGCUUCUGCCUGCUGUCUCUCAUCCUCUGCACACGCUCAGUCCACACUGGAUUUCUCCUACAGACUGAAUACAGAAGAUUCAUGUCCAGUCAGCACAGUAAAAGCAUCUCGUGGUCUGAGAGGCUGGAGUUUAUCAACGGCUGGUAUAUUCUCAUCAUCAUCAGUGAUGCGCUGACUAUUGCAGGCUCAAUCCUCAAAAUCUGCAUACAGAGCAAAGAACUGACGAACUAUGACGUGUGCAGUAUUCUGCUGGGCACAGCAACAAUGCUGGUGUGGAUUGGAGUAAUGCGUUACCUCAGUUUCUUCCAGAAAUAUUAUAUACUCAUCCUCACCCUGAAGGCUGCACUUCCCAAUGUGAUUCGAUUCUCCAUCUGCGCUGUUAUGAUCUACCUGAGCUACUGCUUCUGCGGAUGGAUCGUUUUGGGGCCACACCAUGAAAAUUUUCGCACAUUCAGUAGGGUUGCUGGCUGCCUUUUCUCCAUGAUUAAUGGGGAUGAAAUCUACUCCACAUUCACCAAGCUCCGGGAAUACAGCCCUCUGGUGUGGCUGUUCAGCAGACUGUAUGUCUACAGCUUCAUCCCGGUCUUCACAUACAUGGUUCUGAGCGUCUUCAUCGCUCUCAUCACAGACACGUAUGAAACCAUCAGGUAUUAUCAGAAGCACGGAGCGCCUUUAUCAGAGCUGCAGGCUUUCAUUUCUGAAUGCAGAGACCCACGAAACUACGACAAGAACACUACAGUUGAAGAUGAAGUGUCCUGCUCCUUCUGCUGCCUUUGUGCUCCUUGUGUGUUUUGCACUUGAUCUGAUCAGAAAUGCUUGAAGUCUCAUAUAUUUGUGGUUUGUGACCAAAAAAUGGCCUGUUUUUGUGCUCAUGGACCAGGGCUGCUGGAGAGACGGGACAAUCUGCUCAUUUUAACUGGCGUUUCAGUAUGGAGCCAGUUCAGUCUUAAAAAUAAUACAUUUACAAAAUAUAAUUCCUACAUGAGGGUGACGCGGUGGCGCAGUAUGUAGUGCUGUCGCCUCACAGCAAGAAGGUCAUUGGUUCAAUUCUCGGCUGGGUCAGUUGGCGUUUCUGUGUGGAGUUUGCAUGUUCUACGUUCGUGUGGUUUUUCUCCGGGUGCUCCGGUUUCCCUCACAGUCCAAAGACAUGCGGUACAGGUUAAUUGGGUAAGCUAAAUUGUCCUUAAUGUAUGAGUGUGAAUGAGUGUGUAUGGAUGUUUCCCAGAGAUGGGUUGCAGCUGGAAGGGCAUCCGCUGCGUAAAACAUGUGCUGGAUAAGUUGGUGGUUCAUUCCGCUGUGGUGACCCCGGAUUAAUAAAAGGACUAAGCCGAAAAGAAAAUGAAUGAAUGAAUGAAUGAAUUCCUACAUGCACAGCCCAAUUCACAUUUUCAGAAUCCAAUUUGUAAAUUCAAAAUAAGAUACAAAAUUACACAAUUUACCAAUUCGUAAAUUAAAAAA